AUGGAUGUUAGGGACGUUCUCGGAUUUGACUCCAAAAGGAAUGUAUCUCUUAAAAGAAAUCUACAGCCUCCAUCGUUGAAUCGUAUUUCCGAUAAUGACAAUUUUACUGAACCCCGGCUCAAAAUUCCCAAAAAGGAUGAAUUAAAUAUAGCUGACACUGAUAGUAAUAUUUUGGAAUCUCGGACUGAUGCCGAAGAUGAACUUGGAAUGGUUAGUGAGGAGGAUAUUACAGAAUCCACAGUAAGAAAAAUGUGUAGCAUCCUCGAAAAACGCAUAUUAGCUAAUCAAGAGGCUCGCACCAAAUUUCCCGAUCAGCCAACAAAGUUUAUGGAUUCAGAGGUGGAAUUACAAGAGACUGUCGAGAGCAUGCAGAUCUUAUCGGCAAACCCGAACCUAUAUGGUGUAUUAGCGGCUCAAACAAAGGCUCUUCACUUGCUUCUUGGUCUUCUAUCUCAUGAGAAUACUGAUAUCAGUGUUAAUGUUAUAGAUCUUUUAUCUAAUCUGCUUGAACCCACCGGUCUGAAGGAUGCGAAUCAAGAUGCUGUUGGUCCCUUGCUAGAUUUCUUUUUUUCAAAUCAAAUUGUACAGCUUCUGACACAGAAUCUGAGUCGUUUGAAUGAGACAAUACGUGAUGAAGCGGAGGGAGUUCACUCGACUCUUGGAAUAAUCGAAAGCCUUUUGGAUAUUCGGCCUGAAAUGGCCGCGAAAAUUGCAAAUCAGGGCAUUUGUACUUGGAUUAUGCGACGUAUUCAACGCCCUCAAUUCGAUAAGAACAAGCUCUAUGCAUCGGAGAUUUUAUCCAUCCUGUUGCAGCUGGAUGAUGCUAAUAAGACCCGGUUGGGAGAGGUGGAUGGAAUUGAUAUUCUUCUUCAACAGCUAGCUGUUUACAAGAGACACGAUCCAACUAGUAGAGAGGAGGCUGAGAUGAUGUACAACUUCUUUGAUUGUUUGUGUUCUACGUUAAUGUUAGCUUCCAAUAAAGACAAGUUUUUGAGAGGCGAAGGCAUACAACUUAUGAAUCUGAUGCUUCGUGAGCGCCAUGCUGCUCGAGAUUGCGCCUUGAAGGUUCUUGACUAUGCAAUGGCCGUGGUAUCCCCAUCGGAGAGCGGAAUCGGCGGUUCUACGGGCACUUUUCUCCUUUCGGAGGGUGAAGCGGCCGCAGCAGCCAAUUGCAAUAAAUUUGUUGAGGUUCUAGGUCUUCGUACUAUCUUCCCCCUCUUCAUGCAUUCACCCCAGGCCAAGGGUGCCAAAUUGGCUCAAGCUAUUAAAGAGAAAUCCCUUCCUGGACCUACUACUGCUGAAAUUGAGGAGUAUAUCAUCAGCAUCGUAGCAGCUCUUCUGCGUCAAUGCACAGGUCCAUACCUCCAGCGUGUGCUGGCCAAAUUUACAGAAAAUGAGCACGAGAAGGUUGAUCGUCUUAUCGAAUUGCACUUUCAAUAUCGCGAGAGGGUUGAUAAAGCAAAUAUCGCAAUUGAAUCUCUACGUCAGCGUCUCUCGCAGCAUCCAGACGUGAGCAAAGAAGAGCUGGAAGAAAUGAUAACUAUUAAAAAGAUGGAUAGUGGUCUACUCUCCUUCCAACUUAUUGACACUUGUCUCCUUGAUAUCUCUGUCAAUGGGGCGCCAUCGAUUCUGGGAUGUAUUCAAGGUCUUCUGAAGAUGCGAGGUGCGUCCACUACAGAUUUGGUAGCUACGGUUAGAGAUUACGCUGAAAGUCUUGGUGAGAGUCAGACCGUCAUGACCCCAGAAAAGGCAAGAGUCCUCCGCAUCAUCGGUCGAUUUGGAGAAAUGGAAAAUCGACCGCCUCAAGCAACUUCGACUUCAGUCAGUGACAUCCCACUUCCUCCCACCCUUCCCCAAUAA
Messenger RNA from Rodentolepis nana, 1860 nucleotides. The record is from the annotation of a GenBank genome assembly. Lineage: Eukaryota; Metazoa; Platyhelminthes; Cestoda; Cyclophyllidea; Hymenolepididae.